Lachnellula hyalina is the source of this 690-nucleotide messenger RNA. It is a transcript of the gene Sod2, whose product is annotated as Superoxide dismutase [Mn], mitochondrial. Gene Ontology annotation, molecular function: metal ion binding; superoxide dismutase activity. The transcript is spliced from 3 exons. Gene Ontology annotation, cellular component: mitochondrion. Gene Ontology annotation, biological process: superoxide metabolic process. The record is from RefSeq and is a predicted model, not a curated record. NCBI's taxonomy places the organism in Eukaryota, Fungi, Ascomycota, Leotiomycetes, Helotiales, Lachnaceae. The coding region runs from base 1 to 690 and encodes 229 amino acids.
AUGUCUGCUACACUUUUCCGCACAAGCACAGCUGCUCGCUCGGCGUUGAGAGCUGGUGCUGCUACGAGAGCUGCUUCUGCGGCAAGCACCAGCUUCGUCCGUGGAAAGGCUACUCUCCCCGACCUACCAUAUGACUAUGGAGCGUUGGAGCCAACCAUCUCCGGCAAGAUCAUGGAGCUGCACCACAAGAACCACCACCAAACAUACGUCAACAGCUUCAACACAGCGACGGAACAGCUGCAGGCUGCGGAAUCGAAGCAGGAUAUCGCUGCCCAGAUCGCGCUGCAGCCUGUGAUUAACUUCCAUGGUGGGGGCCAUAUCAACCAUACGCUGUUCUGGGAGAACUUGGCGCCGAGCAAGAAUGGCGGUGGUGGUGAGCCGGCUGGGCAAUUGAAGACAGCCAUCGAAACGUCCUACGGCUCCCUCUCCUCCUUCAAGACCAAAUUCAACGCCGCGCUCGCUGGCAUCCAAGGCAGCGGCUGGGCCUGGCUCGUCAAGGACACCGAGACGGGACAGGUACAAAUCCGCACAUACGCCAACCAGGACCCGGUGGUAGGAAAGUACAAGCCGUUGUUGGGGAUUGAUGCUUGGGAGCACGCGUACUAUCUUCAGUACCAGAACCGCAAGGCCGAGUACUUUAGUGCGGUGUGGGAUGUGGUUAAUUGGAAGACGGUGGAGAAGAGACUUUGA